This is a messenger RNA of Melopsittacus undulatus (budgerigar), 1380 nucleotides long. Its product is annotated as neuropeptide FF receptor 2. Gene Ontology annotation, cellular component: plasma membrane. The coding region runs from base 121 to 1380 and encodes 419 amino acids. Gene Ontology annotation, molecular function: neuropeptide receptor activity; opioid receptor binding; peptide binding. Lineage: Eukaryota; Metazoa; Chordata; Aves; Psittaciformes; Psittaculidae. The record is from RefSeq and is a predicted model, not a curated record. Gene Ontology annotation, biological process: G protein-coupled receptor signaling pathway; regulation of adenylate cyclase activity; regulation of cAMP-dependent protein kinase activity. The transcript is spliced from 4 exons.
UGAUGGCCUCACCUGGAGCCUCCCCAGCCACACACUCUUCCCCAUCGGCUCCAGUUCUGUACUGGCUCAGGUCAAGGACUUUUCCUGUUUCCAAGAGAACACUAAAACAAGAGCAAGAAAAUGGACUCAAACUCUCCGUUCGAAUGGCCUCACAUGCUGAAUUAUAAUGGGACUUACAAGUACCUCUACUUAGAAGGCAAUGUCUCCUAUGUGGACUUCUACCUUCAUCAGCCUUCAGCGGCAGCUGUCUUCAUCAUUUCUUACCUCCUGAUCUUCCUGCUCUGUAUGGUUGGCAACGGAGUGGUUUGUUUUAUUGUGCUGAAGAGCAAACGUAUGCGUACAGUCACAAACAUUUUCAUCUUAAACCUGGCUGUCAGCGAUUUGCUGGUGGGAAUCUUCUGCAUGCCCACCACCCUCCUGGACAACAUCAUUGCAGGAUGGCCAUUUGGGAGCCUGAUUUGCAAGAUGAGUGGGAUGGUCCAAGGAGUCUCUGUUUCUGCCUCUGUCUUCACUCUAGUUGCAAUUGCUGUAGACAGGUUCCGGCGCAUUGUUGACCCAUUCAAGCAGAAGCUGACCAGUGCAACUGCAGUCGCCAGUAUUGUGCUCAUCUGGAUUCUGGCCAUUACCAUCAUGUGUCCUUCUGUGGUCAUGCUACAGGUACAAAAAGAUAAGCAUUUCAGGGUCAUCCUUGGCUAUGGCAAUGAAACCCGUCCUGUGUACUGGUGCCGGGAGGACUGGCCUGACCCAGGAAUGAGGAAGAUCUAUACAACAGUUCUGUUUGCCAGCAUCUACCUGGCUCCCCUGUCGCUCCUUGUUCUCAUGUAUGCCAGGAUAAGCAUGGCUCUCUGCAACACAGCGAUGCCCAUUGAGGGCAAAGACAGCCAGGAGCAGCGGCACAGCAGAUCCAAGAAGAAACAGAAAGUCAUCAAAAUGCUCAUUAUUGUGGCUCUGCUCUUCGCCCUGUCCUGGCUUCCCCUGUGGACUCUGAUGAUGCUCACAGACUAUGCCAACCUUUCUGACAUGCAGCUGCAGAUCAUCAACAUUUACAUCUACCCCUUUGCUCACUGGCUGGCCUUUUUCAACAGCAGUGUCAACCCCAUCAUCUACGGGUUCUUUAAUGAAAACUUCCGCCGAGGCUUUCAGGCAGCCUCCAAACUCCAGCUCUGCUUCAGGGAAAUGGAUCACGGGGAGCUCUACUCUCAGCAAGGCCAAGGCAAUGCCAUUCUGCCAGCUGCCAAUGACCAAAUGCCCCAAGAUCAAGCUUGUCAAAAUGGAGAGAAGGAGGCUGGGAAGACAGUCAAGAAAGGAAAUUGGGUGAAUAACCAGCAGGAUUUGGUAAUGGAGGAUUUAGAAGAGCCCUGCAGUGAUGGGAUCAAGUGA